AUGGAAUCAUUUUGCGGUUCUUCACUAAGAGUGGUGUUAGUUCUCACAAGUAUAUUAUUGAUACUGCAAACGCCAAGAAUACUUGCUUCUGGAUCAUUGAGAAAUAGCAAGGCUUGCGGUACUUACCACAUCAGCUAUUUGGGUGAUCCUAAUCAGGAAUUGUAUUACUUAAAUGGAAAAUUGGUAGAAAAAUAUAAUUUCUGUAAGGCUUUAGAGACGUAUCGUGCAAAACAUUGUUUCCUUACCAGAAAUCUCAGAAACCAGAAUUGCAGGUUGGGUUUUCUGAUAGACAAGGUGCCUUCGGAGCCUGGAAGAAAACUUUUGAGAAACACAGUUCGAGAAGGAUCUGCAGAGAAUGAUUUUGAUAAAAAAACAAUAUUAAACUCUAAAGGGCUGUACAUGGCGGUGCCUAUUUUCUUUAUUAUAUGUUGUGCCGUUCUUUGUCCAUGCUUUCGUGCAAGGAAAAAGGAAACUCAAAAUGCUGUUCUUGACAAGGAGACAAAUCCAAUGGAUUCAAUCCUGUCUGUACAAAUGGAUUCCGUUUCUGAAAAGAUACCAGGCAGUCCACUCCGAGUUCCACCUAGUCCUCUAAGAUUUUCCAUGUCACCGAAACUAAAUGAGGUUGGAUCGGUUCAUCUCAGUAUGAACCAAAUUUCCAGAGCAACACAUAAUUUCUCCCCAUCACGGAAAGUAGGUGAAGGUGGGUUCGGAACUGUCUACAGGGCUGAACUACCAGAUGGUCAGGUGGUUGCUGUAAAACGAGCAAGGAAGGAACUCUUUGAAACCCUACGAACUGAAUUUAGGAGCGAAAUUGAACUUCUGGCUAAAAUUGAGCAUCGGAGUUUAGUCAAGCUGCUUGGUUAUAUCAACAAAGGCAAUGAGCACCUGAUUAUAACAGAAUAUGUGCCAAAUGGUACACUUAGAGAGCAUCUAGAUGGUGAGAAGGGAAAAAUAUUAGAUUUCAAUCAGAGACUUGAAAUCUCCAUUGACGUUGCUCAUGGCCUGACCUAUCUCCAUCUAUACACAGAGAGGAUGAGAGCCAAAGUUGCAGAUUUUGGAUUUGCAAAGCUAGGAGAGAUGGACUCUGGCAAAUCACAUGUUUCAACAAAAGUAAAAGGCACAGUUGGUUACCUUGACCCAGAGUACAUGAAGACAAAUCAGCUCACGGCAAAGAGCGACGUGUAUUCUUUUGGAAUAUUGCUAUUAGAAAUUUUAACGGGUCGCCGGCCUGUGGAAUUGAUGAGAACACCUGAUGAGAAAGUGACACUAAGAUGGGCAUUUAGGAAAUACAAUGAUGGGAAGUUGAUGGAGAUGUUAGAUCCUUUAAUGAAGGAAGAUGUAGAGCAUGAAAUCCUGGUGAAAAUGUUUGGUCUGGCGAUUGACUGUGCAGCACCAACACGAGCCAGUCGUCCGGAUAUGAAAUCGGUAGGGGAGCAGCUGUGGGGAAUUAGAAUGGAGCACUUGAGAAGUGGAAGGAGAGAGCAAUAG
Messenger RNA from Fraxinus pennsylvanica, 1488 nucleotides. The record is from the annotation of a GenBank genome assembly. Lineage: Eukaryota; Viridiplantae; Streptophyta; Magnoliopsida; Lamiales; Oleaceae.